This is a messenger RNA of Cryptotermes secundus, 5791 nucleotides long. RefSeq lists its product as uncharacterized. The coding region runs from base 363 to 4124 and encodes 1253 amino acids. The transcript is spliced from 12 exons. The record is from RefSeq and is a predicted model, not a curated record. Gene Ontology annotation, molecular function: GTPase activator activity; phosphatidylinositol-3,4,5-trisphosphate binding. Gene Ontology annotation, biological process: signal transduction; positive regulation of GTPase activity. NCBI's taxonomy places the organism in Eukaryota, Metazoa, Arthropoda, Insecta, Blattodea, Kalotermitidae.
CGUUCUUGUCUGUGACAUGGAGUUAGUUCUGUGCUGCCUUUGCAUUUGGUGUGAGAGAAUAAUUGGUUGGUAUGAACAAUGAACACUAUCAACAGGAUCAACAGGUUCUAUUUACAACUACGCACGGGUGCUACUGCUGGAGAAUGUGGAUGUAGAAUGUUCGCAUUUCUUUGUUAUGUUGAAAUGUGGUAUCCAGAUCAGUGUAGUGCUUGUAGUGUGAUCGUAUAAUGUGUAGAAUCUUCGUGAUAUGAAACCACAUAUUUUCUUGCUGAUAGAUAUGAAGCAGUGAAAUAUGAGUCAUACCUUCUGCUUUGUCAGCUGUUACUCAUGGCAAGGGGGCGCAGUUAAUGUGAAUAGAACGUAUGAUGGAUAGGAUACCACCAGUACCUACACCUAGAGUAAGUCAUCUGGAGCAAAAACGUACAGCAUGUAAAAUGAUAACAAGUGCGUCUAAGAAGCCAGUACCGCUACCACGUAUGAAGAUAUUUAAUGAAUCAGAUUGCAAAUCUACGGAAAUAAACAGUGACAAUCUAGUCCUAAGUGAAAGACAGACAUGUGAUAUUACAAAUCACGUUAGUGAAAACAGUAACAGAAUGCCGUAUAAUGAAAGAAUACGAUCGCAAAAUUUGAAAGAAGAUUGGAAAAUUGAAUGUGAUGAUGCUCAGUUGAAAGGAAAAUCUGUGAUAGGAAGGACAAAAACUGUUGGUGCUUCUAUUGAGAAGUCUGUUCGUAAUAUGAUUGCUAGACGUUUGACAACUAGAUCAACAACUCCAAAUAAGUUAAAUGAUUUUUCAGCGAAGAAAAGUGGCCGAAGUCAGUCUCUUCCAUCAGGAGACAUCUUUCAGUCGAUAUCUUUCAUCUCACCUCUUAAAGAUGCUCCACCUGAACUGGAAGUGUGCGACGAUACAGUAGAAGAAGAGUGUGUGUCAACAUCGGGGGCACCGCCACCAGUGUACCCUCCUCCCCCUUUACCUGAUGAAUCAGUAUAUGAUGAAGUUCAUUCUGUAGUCUCAAGUCAUUCUAGUAGUUAUGAACCAUAUUGUGAUUUAAAUAUAACAGACUUUGAGACAGUUUAUGAAGAUAUAACACAAAUUAGGGAAAGUGAUGGGCAUGAACUUUCUGGUGCUUCACAGAAGAAAACUGAACGAAAUUUUUUGGAAAACAGUGAGUCAUCUGUUGACAGUCAGCACAAAUUUAUAUCAAGAUCAGACUCAUGGAGUUUCUAUGAUGCUACUCAAGAGAAAGACAUUUACCAGAAUGUUGCACCUUCUGACAUAUCAAGUUGUAGUGGUUCUGAUUCAAUGAUUUAUAACAGACACUGCAGUAGCAAACUAAGUUGUACUGAGAGUGCUCCAUCGUCACCCCAGGAUGAUCUGAACUGUGACAACAGUGAUGGAAUAUCUGAAGGUGAAUCCUGUUCGAAUUCGCAGUUUGGUCAUCAACAUUCGGUAAAUAUAUGGAAUGAAAUGUAUGAAAAUUGGGAAACUAAUAUUCCUCGGAGAAGGGUGGAAGGUAAACAUAAAGUGUUGACUAAGUCGGUUAUACUAGAAUUUGACCCUCUGUAUGAAACUGGUGAUAGUUCUGGUGAAGCAAAGAGCAAUUACACUGAAGUCUUCUUACCAGCUGACACAGGUGAGACAGAUUCUCCAUAUGGAAGAAUUAACAGAGUGGUUAUACCUGAAGUGCCGGAAGAGAAGACAGGAGAGAAUGAAGAAUUUGUGUGUCCCCCAGUUCCCCCAAGGAGGUACGAUUCCAUAUCAGUAGUACCUGCUGAAGAAAACUGUAUAGUUGAUGAGCCUGAAAAUGAGGAUUCAUCCGAAAUUGCUGCAAUACCUGACAGUGAUGUGGACCGUCAGGAAUCAUCCCAGGAGAAAGAAUCAGAGUUUACAAGUGGUAUUAAUAAUUCUAAUGGAAAUGUUGACGGUGUGGUGGGGAGGAAUCGUAAAGCAGCAUUAGUUCGCUGGGCAAGCAUGAAGCGAGCUAUUCAGAUGAUGGCAGAUGGAUCAUCUUUCAGGAGAGCAGUAAGGGAACAACCGGCAGCAGAAGAUAAACUUGGUUACCAGAACAGUCUGUUUUAUGGAGGGCAAAAUGAAGCAUGCGCACUUGUCAGCCGCCCAAAUUGGACACCUAAUGCAGCUGUACAACGUAGUGGUAUCCUGUACCGGGCAGCUUGUGGUAGCAAAGAUUACACACCACGUCGUUGCAUCUUGGCAGAAGGAAAGCUGUCAUGUUUUACAGACAAGAGUGGCACAAGCAUAAGUGAGGUCAUUCCACUAAAUAAACUUCUCAGCAUUCAGUUUGUACCAGAAUAUAAAACUGGUUUGGAUGGUGAAGACUUGCACUUCUUCGAGCUGAACUUGGCAUGGAAGAGUAAUUAUUUGUUUGGGGUCUCUGGUCCAACAGAACGACGAAUCUGGAUGCAGAAAAUCUUGGAAAGCCUCACAACAGCUUUGCCCGUUCGCCUCUUGACAGAAUACAAAAGAGCUGGCUGGUGCUACAUAAAGGAGGGUAUUAGUGGAGCUUGGACAUCUGCAUGGAUUUUGGCCCAAAGGCGAAUGCUGUUCUAUUGUGUGCAAGAUGGAAGUUUGCAAGAGGCAGAUCUCAGGAAAGCAAGGUGUAUAGUACUGCAAGACACCAAACAUGAAGCGUCAACAUUAUGCGUGACAGAGAAAGGUCCGCUAAUCUUGGUAGACUUCCCAGGACAAGCUCUGUACUUGCAGAUGGAUGUUGUAAGGGAGACUGUUUCUUGGCAUAGUGUCAUUCAUGCAGCUGCAGUCGACAAUGGACUCCAUCUUGCCCAGCAGCAGCUGACUCGUGAAGAAAUACCAGUCAUAAUAGACAAGUGCAUAAACUUUGUGUAUGCACAUGGUAGCAUGUCUGAAGGCAUUUAUCGCCGUAGUGGUGCCAAUUCAAGCGUCACACGAUUAUUGACACUGUUCCGGAAGGAUGCAUGGGCAGUUCAGCUUACACGACAGGAGUAUAACGAGUAUGAUGUUGCCAGUGUGCUGAAGCGGUUCUUACGAGACCUGCCAGAGCCCCUGCUUACCACAGAGCUACACUCUCAACUAUGUGAAAUUGCAGCUGGAAAGAGGGGCUCUGAUAAAAUGGUACCUUAUCGUCGAGUGCUGGAGCAACUUCCGCCUAUUAACUACCUGACAACACGCAAACUUAUUGGCCACCUGCACUUCAUUCAUGAGCAGCAUGAGAAGAAUCUGAUGCCAGUGGAGAACUUGGCAGCCAUCUGGGGGCCAACCCUCAUGCAUAUCGAGGGUGACAACUUAGUGUGGGCAAAAUCAGAGUCUGAAGUUGUGUCAGAUUUGAUCCUGCUAUAUUCCCAAAUCUUUGAAGUCAAUGAAGCUGAAUUAUCACUUGAGAAACGUAUGCAGGAGGUGCUGGAGCGUUAUCAUUCUGCGAACAGCUCAACCCCACAGAAUAAAUCGUCUGGUGAUCUGAAGAUUUGGGUUCAUCUGGAACAUAAAGAUAGCUCCAACUGUGUAAACAUAACAGUAGGACCACAGAGGCUGGCUGGAGAAGUGUGUGCAGAAUUGGCAAGUAAAGUCUCUCUCCCAGCACAUGAGCUUUGCCUUGAAGAAGUUGUAUGUGGGGGAGCACUCACACGACCAUUGCAUCACAUGGAAAGAGUGCUGGAUGUCGUGCUGCGUUGGGGCUAUUGGAGUGACAUCGAUCGGAAGGACAACUGCCUAGUUCUUUGUCAGAACACAGUCUUCAAAGAAGCAGCAGUACAGGCCAAAUAUCCAUUGGCUUUGUGUGGGGAUCUUCGUUUUGCUGAUCGUAAAACCAGGUCAUUCAAGGCAUACCUGUUCGAAUUCAGUCAAGCAAAGCUCUGUUAUUACAAAGAUAAAAGAGGUUCCGUAAAGCUGGGUGAAUGGAAAAUCGAAGACAUUGUAUGGUACUUGGGAUAUGAGCCAAAAAGAAAUCCGCAGAUGAGGUGGGCUGUCACCUUCAUUGACAAACACAACAAGCCGGAAAGGUCAAAAGAGAACCCAUAUUUUGGAUGUACAAUUGCUGGGACAUCAAAGGAAGAGCAGGUUCGAUGGAUAGGAGCAAUGUUGGCUGCAGAACAUCCACAGAAUUUGCUGCCAUCUCCUGUUCUUUUGCAGUAAUGAGUGUCUGAAAUAGAGUUGGCCUUCGAGCAAAUCACAGACUUGUAAUGCACAUGACUUACAUACAAGGGUUUUGGAUUUGGUAAGUGCAUUAUCUGCCUCGAGCUUUUGUGCAAGUUUCUUCAGCUCCCUCAAACAAGCGCUGGAAUGGUACUUCACAUAGGUCACGACCACUUCCUGUCAAUUUGUCUUUCAUAAUCAUUCUGCAAUACCUCUUUACUGUUUUUGUAACCAUUAAUUUUACAAUUGGUAAAAUAGAUUAAUCAAGAAGUAACAUUAUGCAAGUAGCCAUUCUGCAGUUUGUGAACUUAGUUCUGUUUGCUUAUUGAUUAUAACAGUACUUACUGUUUUGGUCCCAGGGGAAAGAUUUUGGAGAGAAAUGACCUUGGAUCAAGACACAUGGAUGGAACAACAAAAUUUUCUCAAGUGCCCCUACCCCCCCCCCAAAACAGCUUUUGUAUUUGUAUUUUUUCCAAGGUACAGUGUGAGAUUAACAGAAAGAUAGAUAUUGUGAAUUACAUUUGAAUAGGUUCUCUGAAUAAUUUACUUUGUCUGUGGUCCUUUUUUAAGCCCUUCAGUGACAGAAGUAAGUGCAGAGGUUAUUAAUGUUAAAUGGGAUGAGAGGAUGAUUAUGCACAAUGAAUUGGAAAGAAUGAAGCAGGAAUUGCUGGUCUCUAGUGUCCAGGUACUAUCCCAGUAUUGAACUCGAGUGGCAGAGGAAAAUCGUAUAACAUCAGAUAGGAAAGGCACUGCCCUUGCCAAGAUUAAACCUGGGUACCCCCUAGGUGUAAGUUGGAUGUGAUAACACCAUACAAACCUUCCUGGUCAUAAUAAGGUCCAUUGAAACAUAGAAACUUACUGGUCUUUGUAUUGCACACUUUAAGACAGUCCCAGGUUCAGGUGCAUGCUUUUGCCAUUGUUUCAAAUCCUGCCAUGAAUGUAGGAUUUGAAGUUGUCACAGGGUUGGUUGUGAAGAGUUCUGUUUUCCGGGAUAAAAUGCCUUGCAGUCUGGUGAAAGUCACCCAGUGUAGCUCUGCUGUAUUUGCUGUCUACUUCAUCCUGGUUUCUUCCUUGGCUUACUCUUGAACUCAGAGAAUGGAGCUGACGAGUUCCCCUAAAAUGCCUUUUGACUUUCACUGGGCGUUGCAUCCCAGAAGAAAAAACCCUUCCUCUCACAGAUGUUUGUCAUUCAGCGAUUAUAUCUUCACCUACUGCCACAUUUGCAACAGUUUGAGGAGACAAUAAAUAAGAACAAGUAUUAAUGUCAGGAUUUAAUUAUAUUGGGAUGUGCAUAAUAUUUUGGUGACAGUGUUCACUGUGGUUGUGUAAACUUUCACAGAGUGCCCUUUGUGAAGUAAAGGUGCGUUGUGAUCAGUGACGUUCUGUGAUAACAUAGUAUAUGAAACAGUUGUCAGGGAGUGAACCAUGGAAUGGAAAAAAAGAAAUAGCACAUAAUGACUGUGCGUUGUGUAGAUGGAUCUUACAAUUAAUUAUAUUUGAGAACAAAAUUCAACAGGAUGUCACGUGAAUGAUUGUCAAAGGAAAUACUUCCAUAAUGAUGUCUGAUGACACCUUUGGAAUCACAGUGCCUUAAAUUAAAAUAUAAAAUUUCAGAGGGAUCAUUUUGGUAAAUGAGGUUUGUAUUUUUUUCGUUUCAUGCAUCCUGU